AUGCCUACGAUUGGAAUCAAGAAGAAUAUUUUGGACAAAUACCUCGGAAGAGAGUAUUCUGAACAAGAAUUGGACGAAGUCUUUUUUAAUUAUGGGCUUGAAUUGGAUGACGUUGUAGGUUUUUUUAUUUAUUUUUGAAACAUUUGCUCGUAUAGGUAGUCGAGAAAACAGCCGAUGGAAAGGAAGUAUCUACCUUCAAGAUCGAAGUUCCAGCUAACAGAUACGAUUUGUUGUGUGUUGAAGGCCUGGCAAGAGCGUUGAGAGUCUUUGAGGGAGUGUAGGCUUUUAUAAUGUAUUCUACAAUCUUUUUUAGCGAGAAGCCUCCCAGAUAUGAAAUUAGUAAACCGAAGGAACAAGUUGUUCUGAAUGUGGAGAAGUCCGUGGAAACGAUUCGACCAUACAUUGUGUCCGCAAUCUUGAGAGAUGUUGUGUUUGACGAGGAUACUUACAACAGUUUCAUCGAUCUUCAAGAUAAAUUGCAUCAGAAUAUCUGCAGGAAGAGGACUCUGGUCUCUGUUGGAACUCACGAUUUGGACACGGUUAAAGGCCCUUUUUAUUAUCGAGCUUUGAAACCGCAAGAUAUCAAGUUUGUUCCGUUAAAUAAGACAAAAGAAUACAAUUCCAAGGAUUUGUUGGAAGAUUAUGAGGUGAGUUUUGUAGUGGACUCUCUCAAUUCCGACCUUUAGAAGAACGAACUUCAUCUUCGCGAAUUCGUGCCUAUAAUCAAAACCAAGCCUUUGUAUCCGGUUGUCUUUGACUCAAGUGGCGUUGUCUGUUCAUUGCCUCCAAUUAUCAACAGCGAUCAUUCCAAGAUUACAUUGAAAACCAAAAAUGUUUUCAUUGAAGCAACGGCGGUCGAUCUCAACAAGGCCAACAUUGUAUUGGAUACCAUCGUGACUAUGUUCAGUCAGUAUUGCAAGCAGAAGUUCACUGUUGAACCAGUGAAAGUGGUAUAUGAAAGCAAGAAAGUUCCGGAUACCGUAUAUCCAGCAAGUUUCAUUUUUGAUGGUUUUUAUUCGAGCCUUAGGUUCUGCCAUACCGUGAGCAAGAAGUGAAUCUUAGUCAGAUGAAUGUGAAGAUCGGAAUUGACGUCGAUGCAGAUAAGGCAGUAGAUUUAUUAUCCAAAAUGUCAUUAUCGGCCAAGAAAGUAAAGAACGGAAAGAUUUUGGUAUGUUCUCAAAAGUGACGACAAUUUUUAAGGUCACCGUUCCUCCAACUCGCCAUGAUGUCCUCCAUGAAUGUGAUGUUGCGGAAGACCUUGCCUUGGCUUAUGGCUACAAUAAUCUUCCCACUCGAUUGCCCCAAGCCCAUACUGUCGCUCAGCCCUUCGCUCUAAACAAACUGUCGGACCAGCUGAGAAACGAAUUCGCUUUGGCUGGCUGGACUGAGGUCAUGAACUUUGCUCUGUGCUCGGAAGAUGAUAUUACCACCAAACUGAAGAGAGUUGACAUCAACGGUGUCAAGAUCGCCAAUCCAAAGACUCUUGAAUUCCAAGUCGCCAGAAACUCUCUUCUCCCGGGACUGUUGAAAACGUUAUCCAACAACAAGGAGAUGCCCCUGCCUAUAAAAUUGUUCGAAGUUCAAGAUGUUGUCUUCAGAGACACUUCAAGAGGCAAAUAAUACCUAUUAUUGUUAAUAUUUAUUUUUAGAUACAAACUCGAGAAAUCAAAGGAAUGCAGCUGCUGUCUAUUACAGUAAGACUGGUAGUUUCGAAGUAAUACAUGGACUUUUGGAUAGGAUCUUCGAAGUUCUGGAUGUCCCUCUCAGUAAAUCAGGAGGAGUUGGUUAUUUUAUCAAGGAGAAGGAAGGUAUAGGUUUUUAUUUAUGUUUAUGUUUUCCCAUUUAGAUCCGACUUAUUUCCCUGGUCGAUCAGCCGAAGUAAUCUACAGGACAGUAGAUGGGAAGCUUGUUGAACUGGGUGUCUUCGGUAUCCUUCAUCCAGAAGUGUUGACCAAUUUCAACUUGAAUAUGCCGUGCUGUUCCUUGGAGAUAAAUAUUGAACCCUUUGUCUAG
Molecule: messenger RNA, 2013 nt
Organism: Bursaphelenchus xylophilus (pine wood nematode)
Lineage: Eukaryota; Metazoa; Nematoda; Chromadorea; Rhabditida; Aphelenchoididae
Source: the annotation of a GenBank genome assembly